Molecule: messenger RNA, 3467 nt
Organism: Sipha flava (yellow sugarcane aphid)
Lineage: Eukaryota; Metazoa; Arthropoda; Insecta; Hemiptera; Aphididae
Gene: Actn
Product: alpha-actinin, sarcomeric
Exons: 16
Coding region: 424-3213 (929 amino acids)
Biological process (GO): actin cytoskeleton organization; muscle cell development
Cellular component (GO): cell projection; cell junction; plasma membrane
Molecular function (GO): actin filament binding; calcium ion binding
Source: RefSeq, a predicted model, not a curated record
UCAACAAAACACAACACGGUUCGCUUCGAUGUAUAUACGCGCAACCGGCGGUCGUUAGUGCGGUUUUUUUUUUCAAACUUAAAUACACGUUCAUUUACAAAAUAUAUACUAGUGUAUAUAUUAUCUAUAUAUAUAAAGUUAAAUAUAUUAAAAUACCUAGACGUUCGCGUGUGUGCACACAUGUAUAUCGUAUAAAUAUAUAUAUAUACAGCAGAGUGUCUUAAACAUCGAUCUUCAGCCCUAUAGAAUCAUUUAAAUUUUUUUUUCUUCUUUUCAAUUCAAAAUAUCAUCAGGUACACUCUGUUCUAUGGUGUACCGCCCGAUAGUAACGUCGAUACAAUAGUUUUUUCCCCCCAAAAUCGAAUACAUAGCGUAUUUGCCAACGAACGUCUCGCCGGAGCAACAGCAGCUGCAGCGUUUUCAAUGAUCACCAUGAACAGCCAUUCGAACGACAUCGAUUACAGUAACGGGUAUAUGGAACCGGAAGAGGAAUGGGAACGGGAAGGGUUGUUGGACCCAGCUUGGGAAAAACAACAGAAAAAGACCUUUACAGCAUGGUGCAAUUCGCAUUUGCGUAAAGCUGGAACUGCCAUCGAGAACAUCGAAGAAGAUUUCCGCAACGGUCUCAAACUGAUGUUGCUCUUGGAAGUAAUUUCCGGCGAAACACUACCAAAACCUGACAGAGGUAAAAUGCGCUUCCACAAGAUCGCCAACGUCAACAAAGCCCUCGACUUCAUAGCCAGUAAGGGCGUGAAAUUAGUGUCAAUCGGUGCCGAAGAAAUCGUUGAUGGAAAUUUGAAAAUGACACUGGGUAUGAUCUGGACUAUUAUUUUGAGAUUCGCCAUUCAAGACAUCUCUGUGGAGGAAAUGACCGCCAAAGAAGGUCUGUUGUUAUGGUGUCAACGGAAAACCGCCCCGUACAAGAAUGUUAACGUGCAAAACUUCCAUCUCAGUUUCAAGGAUGGUUUAGCAUUCUGCGCCCUCAUUCACCGUCACCGUCCCGAUCUCAUCGAUUAUCACAAACUCUCCAAGGACAAUCCUCUGCAGAACUUAAACACCGCAUUCGACGUAGCCGAAAAGUACCUGGACAUACCCCGCAUGUUGGACCCUGAAGACUUGAUAAAUACACCGAAACCGGACGAACGCGCGAUCAUGACCUAUGUUUCAUGUUAUUAUCACGCAUUCCAAGGCGCACAACAGGUAAAAAUGCAUAUGACAAAUACUGCAAUGCCAGACGAGAGGGCCAUAAUGACUUACGUCUCCUCGUAUUACCAUUGCUUUUCUGGAGCUCAGAAGGCUGAGACUGCAGCAAACCGAAUUUGCAAAGUAUUGAAAGUGAACCAAGAAAACGAACGUUUGAUGGAGGAAUAUGAGCGUUUGGCUAGUGAUCUUUUAGAAUGGAUUAGACGAACAUUGCCAUGGCUUCAAAGCCGACAAGCUGAUAACUCUUUAUCUGGUGUACAAAAGAGACUUGAAGAAUACCGCACAUACAGACGCAAACACAAGCCACCUCGUGUAGAACAAAAAGCUAAACUUGAAACCAACUUUAACACACUGCAAACAAAAUUGCGUUUAUCCAAUCGGCCUGCAUACAUGCCAACUGAAGGAAAAAUGGUUUCUGACAUUUCAAAUGCAUGGAAAGGCCUUGAACAAUCAGAAAAAUCAUUUGAAGAUUGGUUGUUGUCUGAAAUGAUGAGGUUAGAGCGUUUAGAGCAUUUGGCACAAAAAUUUAAAGCUAAGGCAGACACUCACGAAGAUUGGACCCGUGGUAAAGAAGAAAUGUUACAGAGCUCAGACUUCAGACAAUGCAAACUUAAUGAUUUGAAGGCUUUAAAAAAGAAACAUGAAGCUUUUGAGAGUGAUCUGGCUGCUCACCAAGAUAGAGUUGAACAAAUAGCUGCUAUUGCACAUGAAUUGAAUACCUUAGAAUAUCACGACAGUACAAGUGUGAACAUUCGCUGUCAGCGUAUUUGCGAUCAAUGGGAUAGAUUGGGUAACUUGACCCAGAAACGUAGAACUGAUUUGGAUGAUGCAGAAAAAAUAUUAGAGAAAAUUGACAUAUUGCACUUAGAAUUCGCCAAGAGAGCAGCACCUUUCAACAACUGGUUGGAUGGUACUCGUGAAGAUCUAGUUGAUAUGUUUAUCGUACAUACAGUUGAAGAAAUUCAAGGGUUAAUAGAUGCCCAUGGACAAUUUAAGGCUACUUUGUCGGAUGCUGACAAAGAAUACAAUUCUAUCAUUGGAUUGGUUAAAGAUGUUGAGUCAACAGUACAAAAAUACCAAAUACCUGGUGGUCUCCAGAAUCCUUACACUACUUUGACUUCUACUGAUUUAAGCAAAAAAUGGUCUGAAGUGAAACUUCUUGUGCCUCAAAGAGAUACGACUCUACAAGCUGAACUCAGAAAACAACAGAAUAAUGAGAUGUUACGUCGCCAAUUUGCUGAAAAAGCUAAUCAAGUGGGUCCGUGGAUUGAGAGGCAAAUGGAUGCUGUUACAGCUAUUGGUAUGGGAAUGCAUGGUUCACUGGAAGAUCAGUUGAACCAAUUGAACCAAUAUGAACAAAAUGUAUUUGCUUACAAGCCACACAUUGAGGAAUUAGAGAAAAUCCAUCAAGCCGUACAAGAGGGUAUGAUUUUUGAAAACAGAUAUACUCAUUAUACAAUGGAGACACUGCGUGUCGGUUGGGAACAACUAUUGACUUCAAUCAACCGUAAUGUGAAUGAAGUAGAAAAUCAAAUAUUGACCAGAGACUCCAAAGGUAUUACACAGGAACAAUUGAAUGAAUUUAGGGCUAGUUUCAAUCACUUUGAUAAGAAUCGUACAGGCAGAUUAGCCCCUGAAGAAUUUAAAUCCUGCUUAGUGUCUAUUGGCUAUAGCAUUGGGAAGGAUAGACAGGGUGAAAUUGAUUUCCAACGUAUAUUAGCUGUUGUUGAUCCCAACAGUACCGGAUAUGUACACUUUGAUGCUUUCUUGGACUUUAUGACUCGAGAAUCCACUGACACUGAUACUGCUGAACAAGUGAUUGAUUCGUUCCGCAUUCUUGCUGGUGACAAGCCUUAUAUUCUAUCUGACGAACUUCGACGAGAACUUCCACCUGAUCAGGCAGAAUAUUGUAUACAACGUAUGGCUCCCUACAAGGGUGUCAAUGCUGUUCCAGGAGCCCUGGAUUACAUGUCAUUUUCAACUGCUUUAUAUGGCGAAUCAGAUCUGUGAAUCAGUAUCGAAACAUUAAUUUAAAUAAUAAUAUUUUAAACAAAUAAAAAAUAAAAAAAAAGUACAUAGUAUAAUUUUUAACAAUUGAUAUAAAUUGAAUGAAAAAGAAAGUUGAAUCUCAAAUUCUUUUAUCAGUUCAUCUACUAGUCACAUACUAUUUUCAUCAUAUCAAAAAUUAAAAAAAAAUUAAAAUAUAUUUCAUUACUUAUCCAUCCGUUCUUUCAAGUGCAAAAACAAAAAAAAAAAAAAAAUAA